AUGUCAGAUAUUGAUAAUGAUGAGACAUGCAUUGGAAGGGGGUUUACUAUAACACAUCAAAAAGUAAUGAUUGAUGUUGAUUUUAUAAAUCGGAACUUGAGGGGAUGUACAGAAAUGACUAUUGUUCCAACGGAUCCACUUCUUCGAAAAAUUAGGAUCAAUUCAUAUGAUUGUGAUAUUAUUAGUAUACACAUAAACGAGAUAGAAGCUAGUUUUGAAUAUUUAUUUUCAAAAAAUGAAUUAAAGCUUUAUAAACGUUCUAGUGUUCAUCAACAUCAUUUAUUAAGAAAAAAGUUCGAGGCAUUUCAUGCAACAUUUGAAUAUGGAAAUUUAAGUAUAAAUAUUCCAAAAUCUAUAAAAAUAGAAUCUAAAAAAAAUAAUGAAACUUGUACACAAACAGAAGAAAAAGAGAAAGAUCCGAAUAAUUCAAAUGAUCAAAUAUCAACAAAGGGCAACAUUUUUUCACUUUUUUUACCAAUUGUUAUAAAAAUUAAUUAUUCAGUGAAAAAUCCAUCUACAGGAUUGAAUUUUGUAGGAUGUGAUAUAGAUGAUAAUAAAUAUCCUCAUGUUUUUACAACUCACGUACCAAUAUCAGCAGCUACAUCGAAUUGGUUGCCUUGCAUCGAAGGUAUAUGGGAUAGGUGUACAUGGGAUUUCGAAAUAACUGUCCCAAAAACAUUACGCGAUAUGUGGAUUCUUUCGGAUUCAUCUAAAUCAUUAAAUGGUAAUCAUGUAUAUUAUAAUAAUGACACUAUAGAUAAUGGUAAUUUAUUAAAUGAGCCUAAUGACCAUUUGGAAUUUAAAGUUAUAUGUAUUGGUGAUCAACUCGAUGAAUUUACUACUCCUGAAAAUAAUCAUAAAAAAACUGUUUGUUUUAGUCUUGGUUCUCUUGUUAGUUCUCAAUUUGUUUCAUUUGCAGUAGGUCCUUUCGAUGAAAUCAAUCUAACAAACUUUUGCAAUACUGAUAAAGAUGAUACAAUGGGUUGUGAUUCAGUAGAAGUUUUAGGGUAUUGUCUACCAGGAAGGGUUCUGGAAUUAAGAAAUUCAUGUAUGUUUAUAUAUAAGGCUAUUGAUUUUUUUGUUCGAGAAUAUGGCUCAUAUCCUUAUAAUGUUUUUAAGUUAUGUUUUGUUGAUGAUCAUCCUACAUCAGCAGUACCAUGCGCAUCAAUGGUUAUUGCCAAUAAUAAUCUUUUAUUUCCUCCUGACAUAGUUGAUCCAAUUUAUUCUACAACAAGAAUUCUUACAUUUGCAUUGGCAAAUCAAUGGAUUGGAGUAAAUAUAGUACCAAAACAUUGGAAUGAUAUAUGGUUAACAAUUGGACUUGCAUAUUAUAUCACUGAUUUAUUCCUUUGCAAGUUAAUGGGGAAUAACGAUUAUAGAUUUCGGUUGAAAAAAGCAGCUGAAAAAGUAUGUGAAGAAGAUAUUGGAAGACCUGCAUUAACUGACCCUAAACUAUCACCUCCUAUUGAUCCUUUUUCUAUUGAGUUUAUAUCUCUAAAGGCGCCUGUUGUAUUAUAUAUUUUGGAGAAACGUUUAACAAAAUCGGGCCCAUCAUGGGGCUUGUCACGUAUUAUUCCAAAAUUAUUUCUUCAAGCCAUGGGAGGAAAUCUAAUAAAUAACACAUUAAGCACAUCCCAUUUUUUAAAAGUUAGCGAAAAAGUAAGUCGAAUAUCUUUAGAUAUAUUUGCACAACAAUGGAUUCAUGGUCAAGGCUAUCCAAGACUAAGGAUUAUACAACGAUUUAACCGCAAGAAAAUGUUGAUUGAAAUAGGCAUUCGUCAAGUUCAAGAUGUUGAAACACCUUCUAAACCUCUUACUGUUACAAGUUUUUUUGAUGAUGCAAAAUAUUAUGUUGAUAAUAUAUCAAAUCCAUCUCCUCUUCCUGUUUUUACGGGAACGAUGACUAUUAGGAUUCAUGAAGCAGAUGGAACCCCAUAUGAUCAUGUCGUUGAAAUAAAAGAAGCAUUUACAAAACUAGAUAUACAAUAUAACAUAAAAAAUAAAAAACUUAGAAAAAAUCAAUCAAAAAAACAAAAAAAAGAUAUAAUGGAUAUUGAUGGACUAGGCGAUAUUGAUAAUGAUAAUGAUUUUGGUGUUCAAUACUUUGGUAAUAUUCUUCAGUCAGAACAGGAGAUGAAAGAUUGGAAAUUAGAAGAAUGGCCAAAAGAGGAUGAAGAAAAAAUGUCAGAUGAAGCAUUCGAAUGGAUUCGUUUCGAUGCAGACUUUGAAUGGAUUUGUUUAAUGUGGGUAAACCAACCAGAUUAUAUGUAUUUUUCACAGCUUCGACAAGAUCGAGAUGUUAUAGCACAAUAUGAAGCUGUACAAUAUUUCUCUAAUUGUAAAGCAAAUUCUGCAUAUUCAACUAUACUUUUAAGAACAUUGAUGGACUCUCGAUAUUAUUAUGGGAUUAGAUGUGAAGCAGCAUUGGCAUUAGUAAAGUGUGCAACUGAAGAGUUGAAUUGGGUUGGAUGGUUCCAUCUUUUUAAAGCAUUCCAGACAAAUUACUGUUUUCCAAAUUCUUCAAUAUCCAAAAGUAAUAAUUUCAGCAAUUUAUCAGAAUAUUAUAUACAAUGUAUAAUUCCUGUAGCCAUGUCAAAAAUUCGAGAUAAAAAUGGGAAUUCAUUAACGCAAGUGAAAAAAUUUCUUGCUGAUCUUUUACGGUACAAUGAUAACUCAACAAAUAAGUUUUCUGACUCAUAUUAUAUUUGCACACUUAUUAAUUCGUUGGCAUCAACAUUGAUUACUGAAAAUAAAGAAUCAUUUGAAUAUAACUUUAAUUUAAAUAACCCGGAAAAUAAAAGUAUUAUAGAAACUAUAUUAUUCGAAAUUGAACGCCUUCAGAAAAUUGACCAGCUUUUACCUUCGUUUCAAAACAUAAUUUCUAUUACAUCUUUAAAAAUAAAAUAUAAUUUAUCAAAAGCAGGAAUUAUUCUUUUAGAUUUUCAAGAAGUUUUACGAUAUACCCGAUUAGCAAAUUAUAGUUUGGUUAGACUUACUGCAUUUGAUAUUCUUUUAAAAUUAGGAGGUCUCCGACAAGGUCCAUUUACUCGUUAUGUUUUUUCCACAAUAUUUAAUGAUAAAUCACCAAUAAUUCGUCGUUAUCUUUCUUAUUCUGUUUCGGAAGCACUUGCUUUAAUGGCAUUGAAUGAUCAACAAAACCAAACACCCGUAACAACAGAACAAAUGAUCAUAGAAGAUGAUAUUGAUAAAGCAAUUGAACAAAAGAAAAAAAUCCUUGUAAGAGCAAAUAUUAGUGGGGCAAUUACAGCGCUCAGACAGGAAGUAAUGGAAGAAGAAACUUUGAAAGAGGAAUUAUGGGCAUGCGUAAACUCAGACAAAUUGGAUUAUGUUAUUCGACUUAAUUUCUUAAAUAUUAUUAGUCUUCUAUUUGAUCCUAAGGAAUCUAGAGUUAUUACUUUAAAGAUUCCUAAUUCCAGACCUAGACUAACUGCACAAAUCAUUGGAGAGGGAAAACUAAUUAUUCGUAAAGAAAUAGCAGAAAAAGAACCUACUGAAAACAAAAAAUUACCAAAAAUCAAGAUAAAAAUUAGCAAUAUAAAAUAA
Messenger RNA from Pneumocystis murina B123, 3564 nucleotides. RefSeq lists its product as hypothetical. Gene Ontology annotation, biological process: transcription initiation at RNA polymerase II promoter. Gene Ontology annotation, molecular function: chromatin binding; zinc ion binding; metallopeptidase activity. Gene Ontology annotation, cellular component: transcription factor TFIID complex. The transcript has 18 exons. The record is from RefSeq and is a predicted model, not a curated record. Bases 1 to 3564 code for a protein of 1187 amino acids. Lineage: Eukaryota; Fungi; Ascomycota; Pneumocystomycetes; Pneumocystales; Pneumocystaceae.